UGUGCAAAACGUAAUAAAUCAUAAAAUAAAUCACGAAAUAAAAUUAGAAGAGGAAGAGAGUUGAUGAGUAUAAGUCCUUUUGCUGUGAUUAAAUAUGGAUACAAUAAUUGAGAAACAGAAUCUUUUGAUUUAAUAAAAGAUGCGUUUUUGGCAACUAUGGCACGAUCUAUAUUUGAAACAAUUCUUAAGAUUUGAAAUUUUAUUUAUGAUUUAAGUAGAUGGGAUAUUAUAUGAUCUGAUGUUACAUAUUAUGUUUGUGUCUUUUGGGGCAAAUAAGAAUUUAAUGUUUGAUCGAAAAGAUGUGUGGAGUCUACCUUGAUUCUGAUUGUGAAUAUUGAAGAGAAUAUUUCUCGAGCAAUGAGUUCACACUCUCAUGCAAGGACGAUGUGCACAGAAAAUGCAGUCUCUGGUGCAUUCUCCGCGUUGCAUCUCUUACGAAGUUACAGUCUCUUCGCCCCAAAUUCAGAUCUAUGUAGAUACGAAGCGUAUCCGUCUCGGGAUUAUUUCGUCGAGCCGGAUAUUUUGUCGAAUUCCAUGGCAGCGGACUCUUCAUCCUCGCCGUUAACAUCCUCUUCUUUGUCAACAACAUUCUCACUUCCUGGAACUCUGCUUCAACCGCCUUUUCUAGCUGCGGUGCCACCCUUGAUGCAAUCUCUGAGUGUUCCUCAACCAUUCUCGACUUCCUCUUCGGGUACCGUGAACCGUCACUUCAUUACUACAAACGGCAUAAACACGCUUCACAGAAGACCUAGAAGCGAAAAGAAACCGAUCCCGGACGAUCAAAAAGACGAGAAAUAUUACGAGAGACGUAAACGGAAUAAUCAAGCUGCGAAGAAGUCGCGAGAUGCCCGCAAGAUCAGAGAGGAUCAUAUAGCUCUAAGGGCGACGAUGCUAGAGCACGAGAACGCGAUUCUCAAGGCGCAGAUAGUGACCCUUCGGGAGGAAGCGCAAUCCUUGCGGCAUAUGUUGAUCAAGCAACACGCCCCGGCGAUACAAUCCAUCGAACGAUCGCUUUCCUCGAUGACACCCGUGACGCUCUCUCCUUCGCACACCACUGCGAGCUUAGACUGUUAAUGCCGCAAGCUUUUUCUCAAACAGAUGCGUGUAGAGAUGUUUACAUUCUUCGGAACGAUGAUUAAAAUCCAUGUAAUUUCGUUACCUAUAAACACGCGAAAAUGUUAAUUCGUGACAAUAGAUUUAUCGAAAUUACGUACAAUACAUAUUCGAUUUGGAAAAUAUAUUAAUAAUAAGUUAUUAAAUGUUUUCUACGUUAUGCAAAGAAAUAAAUAAGAACCAAUUAGCGAUGUUGAAGAAAAACAUUAUGAUCUAAUUAAGGGCCACUUGGGGAGAUUAAUUUCUGAUUAACUUAAUCGGCCAUCUUAAUUUCGUAUCGGCUAAAGCUUUGUAGAAUUGUCUGUAAUAGAAUUUCUAUAUUAUUCAUUGUUACCCAUCUAAUCUUUCUUUCCAAAUAUGUAUCAAGCAACAAAAAUAUUAAUCAUUUUUUAUGUUAACAAAAAUUAAUGAAACGCAAGAUAUAUAUGUAUAUGUAUCCUUCAACAGGUUAAACGCCGAUUAAAUUGAUCGUAAAGUUGCUUUUCAAGUGGCUUUUAAGAUACCUUGCGGAGAUGCGGAGAUUAUUUCUUGUUAGAAUUACUAUUAUAAGUGUAAUUAUUGUUGCUUGAAUGCUAAUAAAAAAAGGUCUAAUUCAAGAUA
Nylanderia fulva is the source of this 1713-nucleotide messenger RNA. RefSeq lists its product as uncharacterized. The record is from RefSeq and is a predicted model, not a curated record. NCBI's taxonomy places the organism in Eukaryota, Metazoa, Arthropoda, Insecta, Hymenoptera, Formicidae. Gene Ontology annotation, cellular component: nucleus. Gene Ontology annotation, biological process: regulation of transcription by RNA polymerase II. Gene Ontology annotation, molecular function: RNA polymerase II cis-regulatory region sequence-specific DNA binding; DNA-binding transcription factor activity, RNA polymerase II-specific.